Oncorhynchus gorbuscha (pink salmon) is the source of this 2175-nucleotide messenger RNA. It is a transcript of the gene phf6, whose product is annotated as PHD finger protein 6. The record is from RefSeq and is a predicted model, not a curated record. Bases 226 to 1341 code for a protein of 371 amino acids. Lineage: Eukaryota; Metazoa; Chordata; Actinopteri; Salmoniformes; Salmonidae. The transcript is spliced from 11 exons. Gene Ontology annotation, cellular component: nucleus.
UUUGCAGUGCGCAACGUCACUCGAAUGCUACGCAGUGCUGAAACCUAACACAAGCGAUCACUGAUUAAAAAAAGGGGGAAACUACACACACACACUCUUGAACACACUUUCACCCCUUCUAUCCAGCACAGCAACGUGACAAAAUCCCACAGAGACUGAAGAGCUCACUGACUGUUACAGAGACGAUACAGGAGACGACGAGAGACUUUGUGAGAGAGACCGACCAUGUCGGCACAGAGGAAGGGAGCGGCAGCCAAGCUGCGAAAAUGUGCCUUCUGCAGGACGAACCGGGACAAGGAGUGUGGACAGCUGCUAGUGUCAGACAACCAGAAGGUGGCAGCCCACCAUAAGUGCAUGCUUUUCUCCUCCGCCCUGGUUACAUCUCACUCAGACUGCAACGAGAACAUCGGGGGGUUUUCUGUCCAGGACGUGAGAAAGGAGAUCAAGAGGGGGAAUAAACUUAUGUGUUGGUCCUGCCAUCGGCCUGGUGCCACCGUUGGCUGUGAUGUGAAGACAUGUCGGCGGACGUAUCACUACUACUGCGCAGUAUGGGACAAGGCCCAGGUCAAAGAGAAUCCCUCACAAGGGAGCUACCUUGUGUAUUGUCGCAAACACCGGGAUGCCUCCCAGGAUGCCUCCCAGGAUGCCAGUGAAGAUGAACAGGAACAAGGAGGUGUUGCCAAUGACUCAGACUCCUCCCCUCCACGGAGUAGGGGGCGUGGGAGAUUAGAGAAAGAGCGAAUCAAAGUUGGAUCCCGUGGCCAAUCAGAGGACACACGCUCGACCUCCUCUCAAGGUGUAGAUGAUGAGAGCUCCUCGCAUAGGGACAGGUCCCCUCUGAGGGGCUCUGGGGAUGGUGGACAGCGCUGUGGCUUCUGCCACUCCGGAGAGGAGGAGAACGAGAUGCGGGGCGUGUUACAUGCAGAUAAUGCAAAAAAGGUUGCUGCACAUUACAAGUGCAUGCUGUUCUCAUCGGGAACCGUCCAACUCACUACCUCCUCACGGGCUGAAUUUGGGAACUUUGACAUCAAAACAGUCAUUCAGGAAAUCAAGAGGGGGAAGAGAAUGAAAUGUACCCUGUGUACCCAGUUGGGAGCCACUAUUGGCUGUGAGAUCAAAGCCUGUGUGAAGACCUAUCAUUAUCACUGCGGCCUGCAGGACAAGGCCAAGUACAUAGAGAACAUGGCUCGUGGCAUCUACAAGCUGUACUGUAAGAAUCACAGUGGGAAUGAGGAGCGGGAUGAGGAGGAUGAGGAGAGGGAGAGUCGCAACAGAGAGAGGGCGGCCAUUGAUCACGGGGGAACACUGCCUCUGCCUCCGCCACAAAUCAAUGGCAACUAGGUGAUGGUUAAGGAUUGCAGGAUAAGAAGAGGGGAUAUCCAAGAUGGAGCAAAGAUAUUUUUCUAUUGAGUUCUUCUUCUGAAGUAGGGGGCGACUGCCAGCCCCCUCAUUCACCAUUUCAGUUUCUUCAAACAUCAGACACACACACCCCUGCCAGAUGUGAACAUGUCAGCACCUGGCUUCUUCACAAACCUCUUUGGUAUUGUUAAGUUUCAUGGAUGAGAAAUGGCACGGAGGGACUGGAGUACUAAGAUAAAAACACUGCUGCUGGGUGGAAGACGAAGCAUGAGAGUUGUGGUCUUCCUGUAAUACAUGUUGUAUUGCUCUUAAAGAAGACAUGACUCAACAAAGUUAUCAACAUUCAUUGUAUCUUGCUUCCCAUGUGCCCCACAGCAUUCUAGUUCUAUACAAACAAUAUUAUUCUUCCUCUAGCUCUUCUUCAAGGAGGCUGCCUUGUAAUAUUGUAGAUUUCCCCCCAGUCUCUUCCUAAUCAUGGAAUUUGAUUUACUUUGUUGUAGCUGUAAUCUUCUCUCAAGAAAUUCCUUUUUUACUUCUCUAAAAAAAAGUGUAUUGUUUGACAACUGUAUCAUAAUCAUGAAUACUAUUGAAUAUUUGUGGCUUUCUUUUAUAGUCAAUCAGGAUUAAAGUUAAUCUGCUAGCAUGCAGCACUUUAGAUUGUUUAUUCGUUCUGUAUUGCUCCAACAUGCCCAUGCAGACUUCUUUAUAAGGAAAGAAUAUUGACUUUUUGUGCUAUUCUCAUUUUCUCAGCAUCCACAAUUGUAUUCGUGAAGGGUUACAAUUACAGGCUACAAAAUACAUUUUGUAUUACACUUA